GAGAUGGGGCCCAUCACAUGUACAAAGUAGAUAAAUAGUCCUACACAUUCCGAACAGGUCAGAGAAAAAAAUCAAAAUCAAAAUCAAAAAUAAAAAACCAACAAACGAAGGAAGAAAGGCAACUCCCUAAAAUUCAGCUCCUCUUUUAAACAUUUUCAAAUAAGAAGAACAACUUCUUCAUCAUCAUCAUCAACAACAAACAAACCCCAAUCGUUCGUUUCUUCUUCUCCUGGUGGGAAAACAAACAAUGGAGGAAGCAGAGCCAUUACAGUACUGGUGUCACAUGUGCUCGCAAACCGUAAAUCCAAUCAUGGGAAUCGACACAAUAAAAUGCCCCAUUUGCCAAAGCGGCUUCGUCGAAGAAAUGUCGUCAGCCGCCGCCCCGGAGAACAACGCCACCACCCUCGAUUUCGAACUCGGGGGGGCCGACCAAGACCGCUCCCUCUCCCUGUGGGCCCCAAUCUUGCUAGGCAUGAUGGACCACCCGCACCGCCGCCGCAGGAUAAUAAACCCCCCCGCCGAAUUCGAAAACGACAACGAAGAAUCGGAGCUCGAUCGGGAACUGGAGUCGAUAAUGAGGAGGAGGAGGAGAAGCUCCGCCACAAUUCUCCAGCUCCUCCAAGGCAUACGAGCUGGCAUACUAUCCGAAUCGGCCAAUUCCGAAGCUAAUCAGAAUCAACCGAGUAGGGAUAGAUUAAGUAAUCCCGAGCGUGUGAUUCUGAUAAACCCCGUUAAUCAGACCAUCAUUGUGCAGGGCUCGUUCGAACCCAAUAACGGCUCGCAAAGCCGCGAGCCACUUGGCUCGUUGGGUGACUACUUCAUUGGUCCCGGUUUGGAGUUAUUGCUGCAGCACUUGUCUGAAAACGACCCGAAUAGGUACGGCUCGCCGCCAGCUCAAAAGGAGGCGGUGGAAGCUUUGCCGAUGGUGAAAUUGGCAGAGACACAGCAGUGUUCGGUUUGUUUGGAUGAAUGCGAAAUUGGUGAUGAAGUGAAGGAGAUGCCUUGCAAGCAUAAGUUCCACAACGGGUGCAUUUUGCCUUGGCUUGAGCUUCAUAGCUCUUGCCCCGUUUGUAGGUAUCAGUUGCCUGGUGACGAGUCGAAGAUUGAUUCUAAUAAUAUUGUUAACAAUCAAGAAUCAGAGAGUAAUAAUAUUGUUAAUGGUAAUAACAACGGUGGUGGUGAAAAUAGUGGUGAUGAGAGAAAUGAGAGUGGUGCGAGACAGUUUUCGGUUCUUCCAUGGCCUUUUAGUAGUUUGUUUUCUUCGUCGAGUUCAAGGUCCAGUAAUCGAAGUUCGUCCUCAAAUUCUGCUAAUGCCACACCGAGUACUUCACGCGAGGAUGAGAAUUGAGUUUGCAUGAGUGAGUUCUGCUAUCAGUUUGUUGUGCUUUUAUUUUAUGUAGAGUAUAUAUCUAUAUAUGUGUGAUUACUUUUGAGUUUUGUAAAUAGUAUGUACUAUGUAGUACCCCUCAUACCAAACUUCAGUGUUACUAGAUAAGUGAGCUAUCUUUUUUCUUUCUUUAUAAUCUUUUUUUCCUUCUCCCUCCCUCUAUGUGGGUAUAUUCAGACAAGCUGUUUGUUUGAUAUUGUCAUAGUUUGAAGCAAGAACUGCUGUGGGCUUUUUUCUUUUUAUUUUUUGUUUUUGAGA
Erythranthe guttata (spotted monkey flower) is the source of this 1645-nucleotide messenger RNA. Its product is annotated as E3 ubiquitin-protein ligase SIRP1. The record is from RefSeq and is a predicted model, not a curated record. NCBI's taxonomy places the organism in Eukaryota, Viridiplantae, Streptophyta, Magnoliopsida, Lamiales, Phrymaceae. Gene Ontology annotation, biological process: protein ubiquitination. Gene Ontology annotation, molecular function: ubiquitin protein ligase activity. Gene Ontology annotation, cellular component: cytoplasm.